Papaver somniferum (opium poppy) is the source of this 1924-nucleotide messenger RNA. RefSeq names its product peptidyl-prolyl cis-trans isomerase CYP57-like. Gene Ontology annotation, molecular function: peptidyl-prolyl cis-trans isomerase activity. The transcript is spliced from 10 exons. Lineage: Eukaryota; Viridiplantae; Streptophyta; Magnoliopsida; Ranunculales; Papaveraceae. Gene Ontology annotation, cellular component: catalytic step 2 spliceosome. Bases 235 to 1728 code for a protein of 497 amino acids. Gene Ontology annotation, biological process: protein peptidyl-prolyl isomerization; protein folding. The record is from RefSeq and is a predicted model, not a curated record.
CCUUCGUUUUCCUGAAACUGAAAGGAAUACAAAUAAUCUCUGAACAACGAAUAAACCCCUCUCCGCCUCUCUCAAAUUCUUCUGAUAAAGGCAGCUCCUUUCUUAGAAUCUCUGCAACAUUAGAGACUAGGUGCGCACCCUUUGAUUGAAAUCCAUAUCCUGUAACACCUUACUCUCUCAUCUUCUCUUAGUUUUAAAAAUUUUAGUGGUUCUUCUUCUCAGAAACCCUAGAAAAUGUCUACAAUUUACGUUGUAGAACCAUCAACAAAGGGGAAAGUGAUAUUGAAUACAAAUUAUGGUCCAUUAGAUAUUGAAUUAUGGCCUAAAGAAGCACCAAAAGCUACUAGGAAUUUCGUUCAGCUUUGUUUAGAAGGUUAUUAUGAUAAUACAAUUUUUCAUCGGAUUAUCAAAUCUUUUCUUGUUCAAGGUGGUGAUCCUACUGGUACUGGAUUAGGUGGUGAGAGUAUUUAUGGAAAAGCAUUUGCGGAUGAGUUCCAUUCACGUCUUAGAUUCAAGCACAGAGGCUUGGUUGCAUGUGCUAAUGCUGGAACGCCGCAUUCGAAUGGAAGUCAGUUCUUUAUGACAUUGGAUCGCUGUGACUGGAUUGAUAAAAAGAAUACAAUCUUUGGGAAGGUAACUGGUGAAUCACUUUUCAAUCUGCUGAAUUUGGCGGAGGUCGAGACUGAUAAGGAUGACAGGCCGUUGGAUCCACCUCCAAAAAUACUUUCGGUUGAGGUGUUGUGGAACCCUUUUGAUGAUAUUAUUCCAAGACAAGUUGUAAAGCCUUCUACUCGUCCGACGGAAGAAGCUGAAAACAAAGAGCAGAAGAAGAAAGCUGUAAAAAAGCUGAACCUGCUUUCAUUUGGAGAAGAAGCAGAGCAGGAAGAGAAGGAACUGGCAGCCGUGAAAGUGGUCAUUAGGAGUAGCCAUGACGUUUUGGAUGAUCCUCGUCUCCUCAAGGAAGCCCCAAACAAGGAAGAGAGUGUAGCUGAUGCCAAGAAGUCAAAAGAUGUGCAUUUAUCUGUACGAGAAGCUCUGACCUCAAAAAAAGAAGAAUCGAGGAAAGAAUCAGAAAUGAGUCCUUCUAGUUCCCAUGGUCUUAGCGAUGACGACGAGUCCAAAUUUGAUGCACGUAUGCGUAAACAAAUUCUUCAAAAGCGUAAGGACCUUGGAGAUAUCCCCAGAAAAAAAGAAUCACAUAGAGAGAGGCCUUCCACGAAAGAGCGUCAGGUGUCCCCUUCAAGGGCUAGUAGUGAGGACGAUGAUGAUGACAAACCCAGGGUUGAAAAGCUGGCUUUGAAGAAAAAAGGAAUAGGCUCAGAAGUCCGGACUGAGCGCUUAGCCAAAGCAGACACAGACAUACAGUUGUUGAACAACGCCGAGAAAAGCAGGCAUUUACAUAAACAGAAGAAACGCAGAAUCAAAGGACGUGAAGAUGAGGUGCUAGCAAAGCUCGAGAAGUUUAAAAAAUCCAAGGAAACACAAUCCAGUGAAUCGAAAGAUGACGACUUAACAGGAUGGAGAACACAUUCACUGAAAUGUGCACCAGAUAAGUCUUCCAAGAAUGGCAUGAUGCGAAAUGACGACCCUGAUCAGUAUGAGGUGCUCGAUCCUCUUCUAGAAAAAGGCAAAGAGAAAUUUAACAAGAUGCAAGCAAAUCAAAAGCGCCGUGAACGAGAAUGGAAUCACCAAGCCCCUAAAGAAUGGAAUCGACAAGCCCCUAAAUGAUUUUAAUAUGUAAGAGGAAUUUUCCGUCUCUAACAUGUAGGGUUGUUCCUGUGUAACUUGUACGUUAUAUAAAAUUCAAAUUAGCAGAAGAUAUAGUAUUUUUCAGAUGGUGAAAGCUAAACUUGUUUCACUACAACUAAUUUAAAGUAGGGAACUUCUGAAUUUUAGACUGAGCCUUUUUACGCUCAUUUCACAA